AGGGAAAGACAGGUAACAAACAUGAUAGAGGUGCGGCACAGGAACAGAACAACAAAGGCAGAGACAGACAGAGAAGACAAAUAUCUCUAUAUACUCUCUAUAUACUCUCUAUACACUCUCUAUAUACUCUCUAUAUACUCUCUAUAUACUCUCUAUAUACUCUCUAUAUACUCUCUAUAUACUCUCUAUAUACUCUUUAUAUACUCUUUAUAUACUCUCUAUAUACUCUCUAUAUACUCUCUAUACACUGCUCACUGGACUGUCCCCUGGGAGAAGAGAAAGGGGCAGGAACUUAGGGCCACAGGAGAGAGACAUACAGAGGAGACUGCUGAGCGAGAGGGAGACACUUCUUUUUACCCACUGCCCGGCCCUGACUUUCCUGGGACACAAGGCGAGUGUCUCUAACUUGGGGCCCCAGGACAGAGCGAUAUAAAGAGAUUAUACUUGGGACACAGAGAGAUUCAGCAAAAGGGGGUCUCACAAGCGUCGCCCAUAAAAAGCCCCCCAUCUCCCUGCUCAGAUCUUUGGCCUCCUGGCAGCAGGUGUAGGAAUGGAGACAGAGGAGGGGACGGAUUGGCUGCUGGUGUUACUGAAGGAGGUGCAACUGGAACAAUUCUACUCGCAACUUCACAAUGAGCUGAACAUCACCCGCCCGGGACACUUUGAUUUUGUAAAGCCAUUUGAUUUGGAUCAGAUUGGCAUGGGGAGACCAGGACAGAGGAGACUGUUCGAGGCACUGAAGCGCAGGAAACCCCCAGUUCGCCCCAAAUCCUGGAUGCACAAGGUGGUUCCCCCCAAAAAUCCAGAGUCCCCAGAAGGACCCCAAAGCCCAGAGAUGUCUCCCUCACAGAUGGAACCUGAUAGCACCACGAAAUGUCUCAUUAAUGAACGUGACCUGACCCUGUUUGAGAGGUUGGGGGACGGCUGUUUUGGGGUAGUGAGACGGGGGGAGUGGAGAGUCUCGAGUGGAAGGACUGUGAAUGUGGCAGUGAAAUAUCUGCGAUCCGAUGCCUGCACCGACCCAGAAGCCCUGCAAGAUUUCCUGCAGGAAGUGAACUCCAUGUACGUGUUGGACCAUCCCCACCUCAUCCGCCUCUAUGGGGUGGUACUUUCCAAACCUUUGAAAAUGGUAACAGAAAUAGCCUCUCUGGGCUCCCUGCUGGAUGUCCUACAUAACAGCUAUGGAAGUUGUGGCUCCUUCUCACUGCCCCUCCUAUGGAAGUACUCCUUGCAGAUCGCUUCUGGCAUGAAGUACUUGGAGUCACACAAUUUCAUCCACAGAGAUCUGGCAACUCGGAACAUUCUACUGACCAGUGAGGAAGUGGUCAAGAUUGGUGACUUUGGCCUGAUGAGAGCACUUGGUGGGCACAGAGACCAUUACAUUAUGUCUGCCCACCGCAAGAUCCCCUUUGCAUGGUGCCCCCCAGAGAGUCUCAAGAUUGGAGCUUUUUCUAACCAGUCAGAUGUCUGGAUGUUUGGUGUUACAUUGUGGGAGAUGUUCACCUACGGACAGGAGCCUUGGUUUGGCUUCAAUGGGAAACAGAUACUACUGACGAUUGACCGUGACAGAGAAACGCUGGAGAGACCAGAUGAUUGUCCCCGGGUUCUCUACGAGGUAAUGAAGAAGUGCUGGAUGUAUGAACCAGAUCAGAGGCCAACAUUUGCCAAACUUAUAGGCCUUCUCAAUGCGGCACGUCCCCAAGAGGUCAGAAUUCAACGUGAGUUAAAUGACCCUGGCUGUCUCCACCUGCAAAGUGGUGAUGUGGUCACUGUUAUUGAAGCGGGGUCAGAUACACAUCUAUGGAGAGGGCAGAACAAGCGGACACUUAAAGUGGGGAGAUUCCCUGCAUCCAUUGUCUCCGUGAGGGAUUUAGCCCACUUUCCGAUUUCUGGGAGACAAUCUACAAGCCUAAUACAGCUGUCUGGUAUUGAGAUGGAGUCAGAGAAUGAUAGGAGAAACAGAAUCAAGGACAGAGGAAGAAGAGCAGAGAGAAGCAAUCUGCUGGGUAUGCAAAGAAUCUCCAAAAGCCUUGAAUCUAUCGCUGAUCCCUUAGCUCCAGCCAAUAGGCAACAUGUGGUAACAAGGAACCGUGCUCAUGAUCUGGAGAGCCAUCCCAUCAACGCAUCUCCCCGGAGAAUAAGUGACAUACCCAAUAUCCAAAAUCUUUCCAAUAUGAGACCUCCUGUGUUUCCCAAAGCCAAGGGACCUACUUCUAAGGAGAGAUUUAAUCCGGUCCCAAAUGCUGAUUUCCUUGUUCAAUCAAUUGGUGGUGUCCCUCGCCAGACUCCAGGAGGAACAGGGUCUGAGGGAGAAGCUGGAGGAAAGGGUUCAGGACAGAGAACUCCUGCAGAUAUUGAGCUGCAAAGAAAGAUCAAGGAGGUUGAGGAACGGGUGCAUGGAGUGACCACGGAGGAGUGUCGGAAGGCGUUGCACAGUAGUUCGGGGAAUGUUGGGCGAGCUAUCCAAGCACUCAAGAUGGAGCAGUUAUACAAUGUGGGCGGACACAGUAAGGAAGAAUGUCAACAGAUUUUGGAGAAGUAUCAGUGGAAUUUGGAGGCCGCUUCCCGCUAUGUGUUGCGUAAGGCCAACGUAUCAUCGUGAUUAUUUUUUCUCAGUGGUGAAAUACUUGACUUGGAUGCCAACACCGUGGUCAGAGGCGCAGGACACAACUGCCAAACAUGAGAGUCUUGAGUAAGUGACUCCUCCUUGGGUGGCUUGACAUUGGGGGGCUGUUUAGGAGAUGUAUCGGCCACCAGUCACCAUUUUGUGUUGACCUCAGUGAAUGGACAUUUAUUGAGAACCAGCUUCCAUGCUUCACACUGGUGCAAUUCUACCUCUAAAAUAGAAUCAUUGGACAAGAAACUGGGCUCGUUGGUGUAGACAUUACCUGCUGUCAUGCACCUCAAGUUUCCAUGAUCUCAGGUUUAGAUGGAAUCCACUUGUGACUGUAAUGUUUUACUUAUAUCCUACUUUUGGCCCUGGCUGAGAUGAAUCCUUUAUCUUGAGACAAAGGGAACAACCUUGCUGGGGCUAGGAGGAUGGGACGAGCCGCCAUAUUGGUUGGGGCAUGUGGAAUAAAUAUUUAGUUCAUCCUCUGGAUUAGAGAGCAAUUCUUCUGCCACAGAAGGGGGGGACCAUCAUGAACUCUGUCUGAACUGCGUAUUGGGACAGUGCCGAAUUAUUAGGAAUGAAACAUCUUAUUUUGUACUUGGUUUUGAACUUUUUAUACCAUUAUUAAAAUCUUAAAUGCAGAACCCUGAUCCCAGUGAUAUCCCCCAGUCCAAUUCCUUGGGUGGAACCUGCUCUUCUUCUCAAACUUGAAUCAGUCUCGGGCGGCAACCCAAUGACUUCCCAUCGGACCUUUUACAGAAUUGAAAGCUUUCUAUUGAAACAGUACAUGGCUGAAAAUUCUGUUAGGUUGAUUCUAAAGGAUGGAGGCCAGUGCCGCCAGUCAGUGCCGGCAGUCAGGGGGCAUCAUGGCGGUACCUUGGCACACUUCUGAUUUACAUUAUUAUACCACUGCUUCCCGAGAGUUUAUUAUACAGGGCUGUAUGUUUAUAUUGCUGUUAUUUUAUCUACUGGAAGUCAAUCAUCUGACCUCAUAAAGACUCAUGGAGUGAGGGGAUAAUAUCUACCUGGUUACAGCUGCCUGCCCCACGCACUACAGGACUAUCAAUCAAAUCCUACAACCCACAUUCAGGGAAGCUCUAUAGUAACUAUACAGGAAUGGGAGCUGUUAUCUGCAAACCUGUUAUCCACAAAGCUUCCAAUUAUGGAAAAGCUGUCUCCCAUAGACGCCAUUUUAUCCAAAUAAUCCACAUUUUUAAAAUUGAUUUCCUUUUUCUGUGUAUUAAUAAAACAGUCGCUUGUACUUGAUCCCAACUAAGAUAUAAUUAAUCCUUAUUGGAAGCAAAAUCAGCCUAUUGGGUUGAUUUAAUGUUUAUAUGAUUUUCUAGUAGACUUUAGGUAUGAAGAUCCAAAUUAUGGAAAGAUCCGUUAUCUGGAAAACAGAGCAUUCUAGAUAACAGGUUCCAUACCUGCACUCUGUUAUGUACCCCCCAUGCUGCAACAUUUCGGUAUAUUUAUCAUAAAAUAGAAGUAAUUCCAUUGUAGAGACUGAUUCUGUUCUGUGUCCCUAUAAAACAAGGACCAUGAACAACCUAUAAAAUAUAUCCUUAUGAACUGUACCUUGUGAUGUCAUCAGUUAGAAAUGGUAAUUAAUGAUGUCACAUAGACCAUUGAGACUUCCCCCCAGUGUAUAAUGUAAAUAAAGAAUAUAGCUUGUACUCUCAUAUCCUUAUCACUUAAACUAGGGGGUACAUUAUUGGUUGUAUGAAUGCAGAGAGGUUGUGUGUAUAUGUAUAUACUGAUGCCUGUAUAAGGGGAGGAGUCAUGCUGUGAUAUUGUAUAUAAUAAUAAUAAUAGGCAGAAACGGUAUCUGUAUUAUUAAUCUGUAUUAUUAAUCUGUAUUAUUACGGCACAAAACUGCUUACACAAAAUACAGUUUGAAAGGAUUUUGCAAGAAUGAUUAAUUUGUAUUAAACCGAGGGGCAAUUAGUGCUUUUAAUUGUUUUGUCUGCGUCUCUGUCUGUAAUGAAGCAUCUCAUUGGCUCUGAUGUUCUACCCACAGUCCCGUGCAGCAGUGCCAAGUCACAUGGGCAAAUACGGGUGUCAAAUAUGGAGUCGCCCCUUGGCAUUUAUUUCCCGUCUGGCUUCUUUGUUGUUCAGUUUUGUAUUAAUUAAAGUCA
Xenopus laevis (African clawed frog) is the source of this 4749-nucleotide messenger RNA. It is a transcript of the gene tnk2l.S, whose product is annotated as tyrosine kinase, non-receptor, 2 like S homeolog. NCBI's taxonomy places the organism in Eukaryota, Metazoa, Chordata, Amphibia, Anura, Pipidae. Gene Ontology annotation, molecular function: protein serine/threonine kinase activity; ATP binding; kinase activity. The record is from RefSeq and is a predicted model, not a curated record. The transcript is spliced from 14 exons. The coding region runs from base 551 to 2602 and encodes 683 amino acids. Gene Ontology annotation, cellular component: clathrin-coated vesicle.